AGAAGGCCCCAUAUUCGGAUAUCAUGCAAGAGGCCGAAGUGUCGCUGGUCUCCAGGGAUACCUGCAACAGCUCCGAACAGUAUGCCACCCUCAUCAGGGAGGAGCACCUCUGUGCCAUCUCGGAGGAUCCCACCAAGGGCAGCUGCCGGGGCGAUGGUGGUGGGCCCCUGAUGUGCAGGGAAUCCCAUACCGAGCGCUACUGGCUGAUCGGUCUCAACAGCUGGGGCACCGGCUGCUCCAGUGGCAGAGUGCCGGGAGUCUUCACCUCCACCCAGUUCUUCCUCACCUGGAUCAAAGACAUCAUGGCGAACCCCCCUGCCUCUGGUCUUUCUCCUCCAUUCAGACCAACCACCCCACGCACCCCCACUCCUCCACCCCCAAGCCGGUUCACGGGAGCGUAUUACCUCAACCCCAUUUACAAAAAGGUCAACGGGAGGCUAGUCGGGUACUUCCCCGCAGCCAACACGUACAGCCUUCCAACACGCACAGCGGCAGUGGGGUGUCAAACUCACCACCAGGCCCAGGUACACAGGACCCCCCAAGAAAUUUACACCCUUCACCUUCUUUCCGAUGACACCCCAGUGGGCCACUCCCACUACCGCCUUCCUAGGCUGGGGCAUGGGACCUAG
Pantherophis guttatus is the source of this 629-nucleotide messenger RNA. The record is from RefSeq and is a predicted model, not a curated record. Lineage: Eukaryota; Metazoa; Chordata; Lepidosauria; Squamata; Colubridae.